UUGUUGCUGCUGAUACAUAAUUAGUAAUAGAACUGUAUUUUACGGUAAUAAAUAAAAUGAAUAAAUUAUUUUAUAUCUUUACUAGAAAAUUAACACAUAUUUGUAAUUUAAAACCAUAUAAAGACACAAAGUGGCUAAUGCCAAAUGGAAAUCCAAUUGGAGUCUAUAUUUACAAUUGUGUUGCUGAAGAAAAAGUUCCUAUUAUAUUAAAUGAUCCAACUAUAGCUACUUGGUAUUCGUGUGGUCCAACAGUGUACGAUUCGGCACAUAUCGGACAUGCUAGUUGCUAUGUAAAGCUAGAUAUUAUUCAAAGAAUAUUAAAAUAUUUUUUUAAUAUUAACCUCGUUACCGCUAUGGGAGUUACCGAUAUUGACGAUAAAAUAAUCAAAAAAGGUCAUGAGACUAAAACCGAUUACAGAACCGUCGCUAAAAUGUAUGAGCAUGAGUUUUGGAUGGAUAUGUCAAGUUUAAAUGUGGAAAAACCUAUGAUUGUGACAAGGGUAUCAGAUCAUAUUGUAACGAUAAGUCAAUUUAUUAAAAGCCUCAUUGAUUCUGGAAUGGCUUAUGUAGCCAAAGAUGGCUCAGUUUAUUUUGAUACCUCAAAAUUCCCUGCAUAUGGAAAAUUACAAAUAAUGCAAGACAUUGGUGAAGCUAGUGAUGAUGCUAAAAAAAAUAAAAUGGACUUUGCUCUUUGGAAGGGAUAUAAGCCAGGUGAACCAUCUUGGCAAACAGAAUGGGGUGAAGGAAGGCCAGGAUGGCAUAUAGAAUGUUCCGCUAUGGUCAGUAAAAUAUUUGGUUCCCAAGUUGAUUUUCAUGCUGGUGGUAUUGACUUACAAUUUCCACACCAUGAAAAUGAAGAAGCUCAAUCUUGUGCCUAUCACAAUUCAAAGCAAUGGGCAAAUUAUUGGGUUCAUGUUGGACACUUAAAUCUUAAAGAAACUAAAAUGUCGAAAUCUCUAAAAAAUACAUUGUCUAUACCUAGUAUAUUAGAAAAAUAUAGUGCAGACACAUUUAGAAUGGCAUGUUUAAUAUCGAAUUAUAGGUAUUCUAUGGAGUACAGUGAUGAACUGAUGUUAACUGCAGAGGAUAUCCUAAAAAAGUUGAAAUUCUUCUUAAAAGAUGUAGAAGUAUAUGCAAACCAAGAAAAUCCAGAAGUUGGAGAUUAUAAUAAUCAGCUAUUGAAUGAUUUGCAAAAAGUUAAAGAAAGUAACUUAGAAUCUUUAAGAACAGAUUUUGACACAGCUUCUUGUAUUAAUUUGAUUCUAAACUUAGUUAAUAAUACAAAUAAAAUAAUCAAAACUAGUACAACUAAUUAUUACCCAGUCCCUGUUUUACUAAUUGCAGAAUAUAUAACGCAAGUUCUAACUAAGUUUGGGUUGAAGUUGUCUGAAUCAUCAAGAGAUAAUGUUACAAACACUUUUAUAGAUACUUUAGUUGAAUUUAGACAUACAGUGAGGUCGAAUGCUCUGGAAAGAAAAGAUAAGGAACUAUUAAAUGCUUGUGAUAUAGUAAGAGAUAAAAUGAAAUCAAUGAAAAUUCAAAUCAAUGACAGCAAAAAUCCCUCAUGGGUUACCAUAAAAUGAAAUUAUUAUAAUUAUAAUAGUUAUUAAUAUUUCUUAAAAGCAGU
Molecule: messenger RNA, 1627 nt
Organism: Nymphalis io (European peacock)
Lineage: Eukaryota; Metazoa; Arthropoda; Insecta; Lepidoptera; Nymphalidae
Gene: CysRS-m
Product: probable cysteine--tRNA ligase, mitochondrial
Exons: 1
Coding region: 57-1583 (508 amino acids)
Biological process (GO): cysteinyl-tRNA aminoacylation
Cellular component (GO): cytoplasm
Molecular function (GO): cysteine-tRNA ligase activity; ATP binding
Source: RefSeq, a predicted model, not a curated record